Molecule: messenger RNA, 3734 nt
Organism: Mercenaria mercenaria
Lineage: Eukaryota; Metazoa; Mollusca; Bivalvia; Venerida; Veneridae
Product: alpha-mannosidase 2-like
Exons: 22
Coding region: 329-3730 (1133 amino acids)
Biological process (GO): N-glycan processing; mannose metabolic process; protein deglycosylation
Cellular component (GO): Golgi membrane
Molecular function (GO): alpha-mannosidase activity; carbohydrate binding
Source: RefSeq, a predicted model, not a curated record
GGGUAACAUUGGGCAGGACAAUUAAAUGAAUUUAUUUCUCAGUUGAACAUCAAUUGGUGUAAAUUAAAACGGAUAAAAUAUAUUAAUAAUUGAGUUAUCAGGUGAAGAAAAUAUUUGGAAAUUCUUGACCAGUUCAUUGUUCUUGAAAAUACAUGUUUUUAACAGUCGAAAUGUUGAUAAAUCCUCAAAAGCAGGAAGUUGAAAAUUUAGUUAAGAUGAAACAGGAUGAGCAACUAAAUAUACGCUUUCCUGUCCUAAAGAUAUAGAUAAAUUUCACAUAGAGACGAGUAAAAAGUGGUGCAUUAUUGAGGUAUAAAUAAAUUCCCUGAUGUCUGGUCGGAUGUAUAGACCUGGGAACCAGCAACGUGCAAGCAGUUCUACAUCUGAUUGUAGGUGCAAUGUUGUGCUGAUAUAUCAGUCAGGAAUGAGAUCUAUACUGAGAUACAUACCUCGAAAAUGCCGUCGUCUGCUGAUUGUGUGCAUGCUGUUAACGCUGACAACACUGGUCCUACUUUCAUUACACAGAGAAAUACAGAAUUCGGAAUGGACAUCAGAGCAUAUUUUUGAGAAGGUGCAUGACCCAUUUGGCAGCCGGCACGAGCGUAAGUGUAUUGUACAACAUUAUUUUAAAGAAGAAGCGUUGGCAGAUACCCAUCUCUCCGCGCUGCAGAGAAAUGAAGAGAGAGCCCAAUGUUUUAUUGGCGAAGAUGUCAAUGUCGAUAUACAGAUGGAGGAUGUAUGGGAUACAGUUAGUAUUGGGUACCCUAACUUAAUCUUGACGGUCACUGGCUGGUUGGACACCAUUCAGAUGAGCUGGACUGCCAAACCUCUACAUGUAAUAGUCAUGCCCCAUUCUCACCAAGACCCAGGUUGGUUGCAGACUGUAGACUCGUAUUUUUCCGGAUCUACUCGCCAUACAUUGGAUCUUAUGGUGGAAAAGCUAACAAAAAAUCCCACAUGGACAUUUAUAUGGGCAGAAGUUGGUCUGUUACAGAGGUGGUGGGCAAAGGCUACAAAUACACAAAAGGCACAGUUUUUAAGAUUGGUGAAGACAGGGCAGUUAGAGCUUGUGUCCGGUGCCUGGGUUAUGACGGACGAGUCUGUCGUUCACUAUGGCGCUAUGUUAGAUCAACUGAUGGAGGGUCACAUUUGGCUAAAGGAUCAUGUUAAUGUUACAGUAGAAAACAGCUGGGCUAUUGAUCCAUUUGGUCAUUCAUCUACAAUGGCUUAUCUACUUGGUCAGUCUGGGGUUCGAAACAUGAUCGUACAACGCACCCACUUUGCUGUCAAAAGACACAUGGCGAAACAGAAAAGUUUUGAAUUCAACUGGCGCCAAAAUUGGGACGUUAAAGGUACAGCAGACAUAUUUUGUCACGUGAUGCCUUUCAUGUUGUAUGGUAUACCUUACUCAUGCGGUCCUAAUCGUCACGUCUGUUGUAAAUUCGACUUUUACAAGAAGCAGUGUUUCUACGGGAAAAGACGAAAGGACCUGCUUGAUAUAUCCGAUAAUAAUGUGGCUGAACUUGCUAAAGAGCUCUGGAAACAGUUACAGAUGAAGUCCGAACUAUUCCGCAGUAAUGUUCUCCUAAUGCCACACGGCGAUGACUUCCGGUAUAAAACUGCCGAAGAAUGGGACAAACAGUUUGUAAAUCUGGAAAAAAUAAUGGACUAUAUUAAUAACAAUCCUGAAAUGCAGAUGAAGAUUGAGUUUGGAACUUUGAAAGAUUACUUUACGUAUUUACAUGGAAGUCGAGAUAGACCCAAAACAAACACUUACCCGGUAUUGAGUGGAGAUUUGUUUCCAUACUCAGACCGGGGUGAACAAUACUGGAGCGGGUUUUAUUCUACAAGACCACACUUUAAAUACCUAGUCAGACAACUUCAACACUUUCUUCGAUCUGCCGAAAUACUUUUUACAUUUUCUGUGGCUGGCCUGAAUGUAAACACCAAUAUCAAAAACUUGUACAGCAGACUCGAGAAAGCCAGGCAGACACUUGCUCUAUCGCAGCACCAUGACGCUAUCACGGGAACCAGCAAACGUGGAGUCAUGAGAGAUUAUAGCUCAAGAGUGCAGUCAGCCCUUGAUGAUACAAUUGAAGUUCACAAGAAAACUGUGUCAAACAUCCUUGGAAAGAAAACUCAGAAGAACAUUUUUGUUAACAUUACAGAGAGCUUCUCAACAUCUGGCUACUUUCCUACAAACGUUGUAUGUACACUCGAAACACCAAUUAAUCUAAUAAUCUGGAAUGAUGUAGGACAACCUAGACACGAACUGAUACACGUGGUGGUGGACACACCCUUUGUGAAAGUAAAUGACGAAUCGUCACGACCUGUCAUACAUCAGAUUAGUCCUGUCUGGGACAAGCAGAGAUAUAUUAACACAAAACAUUAUUUGUUGUCGUUAGACGUACAUAUUGAAGCAUUUUCGCUGUCUACAUUUACAGUUUCUGCAGAGUCAGUCAGAUCUGAAUCUAAGUUUGCCGCUUUGUACAAUGUAACAGACAGACACAAUAACAGGUCUCCACCUCUUGAACUUGGACUUUUCCGGGUCUAUCACAUCGUAAAAACAUUUAUAUCGGUGACUAGUGCAUGUAUGACAGCUGUAUUCAAGACAUGUGAUGGGAUGUUAUAUUCAGUCCUCCAUAAGGACCUAAAAGACACAUAUAGAGCAGAUACACAUUUUGUAACGUACAGCACGGGUAGAUAUACAGAUCCGUUUCGGGAUAAAAGUGGGGCUUACACAUUUGUACCUGACGGAGCAGCAAAGGACGUAUCAGAAAAGCCACAUGUCAUCGUCGUAGAAGGAAGUUUAUUCACAGAAGUAAGAGCGAUGUAUAAAGAUAUUGUACAUAUUUCCAGAAUUUACAACAUUUCAGGUGUUCUCAAUGAAAUCGUACAUGUGGAAAAUUACGUCGACAUAAGCAAUAAAUACUGGGACAAUACAGAGCUAGUAAUGCGAAUUGAAACAUCAAUAAACAGUGGGGAGUAUUUCUGCACUGAUUCAAAUGGCUUUCAGCUACAUCGACGGAAGACAAGAUCAAAGAUGACCAUUCAGGGAAACUUCUAUCCAAUGACAUCAGCGGCAAUAUUGGAAAGUGAUACUGCGAGAUUUACUUUGUUGUCUUCCCAUAGUCUCGGUGUAGCAAGCAUUGUUUCAGGCUGGUUAGAAGUGGUACUGGAUAGAAGACUUGUACAGGACGACUGGCGAGGACUAAGAGAAGGUGUUACAGAUAACACGCAGAGCAAAACUUCUUUUUAUCUCUUGUUUGAAAAGAAGCUGCUCAGAAAUCGAGAGCGGCAAGGAAAUGUUAGAUAUAUGUGCCUUCAGACGUUCCGUUCCGAGUUCGUCGCUGAUACUUUAAACAGUCCAUUAAAAGUGUAUUCAACAAAAGCAUUUGAUAAUUUGCAAAGUACUGAGAUUAAAACAAAACUAAUACCAUCUCUUCCAUGCGGCUGGCUUGUUAUGAACCUACGGAUGCUGAAUGUUCAAAAUAAAGUAAAGGAAUCUCUGAUAACAAUUCAUAGAAGAGGUCUGGAUUGUUCAUACUCUGCUGGUAGUAUGACCUGCUUAAAUAGGGAAUCAUUGAGAUGGUCAGAUUUACGUUUACAGUUGCAUGAAGUCACUGAAACUUCUCUAACCGGUGUGAACGAGAUAAGGAAACAUCAAAUCUCAGAUCCUUUAAAUGUUGAGCCAAUGCAAAUAAAAACAUAUAAAAUAGCAUUCAGAUAACAAA